CGUAGAAAAAAUUAAACCAUAUAUUAUUAUGAAAACAAAGGUUAUGAUAAUAAAGAGCGCGAGAAUGGGAUUUUGGUAAGCGUACAGUUUGGCAUACCGUGUGGCAUAUUUAUAUGUAGAUUUAAAAAUCCAAUAAACAAAUAAUGAAAUCUCAUCAAGUGACCGCAAAAAUUUUAACGAAAUCAAAAACUUUCAGUUGUUCAAAAUGUUUAAAAUUUAUCUGCAAUUAUUGCGAUACCGCGAUUACGACCGCCAUCAUGGUAACUAUAUGAGUGCGUAUAUGUGCUUAUACGGAUAAAUUGGAAAUGAGACAAUGAGACAUAUUAACCAAAAUGGCAAUAAUAUGUUUGUAAUGUCGAAAAUUUACUAAAGCAGACAUAAUGCUUGUUAGCCAGCAAUAGAGGAGAAGAGCAGGUAGAGAGAAUUCAUCUCUCAUCUAUUGCUUAUAUACAUUCAAAACGCAGACACAGUCUAUAGUAUUAAAAGUAAAAGCUGCAAGCUAACAAGCAAGCAAGCAGCAACCGCAGCCGCCGCAGCAAUAACAACAACAGCAACAGUAGCGUAAAGCAGCUGCUGUUCUACAAUAGACAAUAAAAAUGAAACGGAAACAUAAAAUACCGGAUAUUUCUUUGCUAAUUAUGGCAAUUUGGUUUAACAGUUGUAUAGCCAAUGCAAUGUGCGCAGAGGAUAGCAGGAGUCGGCGUGAGAUUCACCUUAACCCGCACGAAAACGAAAUGUUGAACAGUCAUUUUAAUCAUCAUAGUGAUUUGCAGCAACAACAGCACCAAGACCAGGAACAACAUGAACAACAAUAUCAGCAUCAACAUGAGCAACACGAGGUCGAUGAAAUGAUGUUCAAUCAUCAUUUGGAACAAAUGGUUUACAAUAUGAGAAAUGGCGGCAUUAGUAACGGUCACACCUACAACGGCGAUGAUAUAAACGAUUUUGAUGGCGGUUUGGGUGGUUUAUUGCCUCACGAAUUGCCAGAACAUGACCAUAUAGCACAUCAUUUGGAAAUGCAAACUCAUGAAGAAUUACUAGAGGAUAUAAGAGAUGAUACCACAGGCGUUAACAUCAUACCAGACAAGGAUCUUCCCAAAUUCGGUGAACCAUUGCAGAAUGUUACUGUGCCAGUAGGCCGUGAGGCAGUACUCCAGUGUGUGGUGGAUAAUUUACAAACUUAUAAGAUAGCGUGGCUACGUGUCGAUACACAAACGAUUUUAACAAUACAAAAUCACGUCAUAACAAAAAAUCAUCGCAUGAGCAUAACGCAUGCUGAGAAACGUGCUUGGAUAUUGCGGAUACGCGACGUUAAGGAAACGGACAAAGGCUGGUAUAUGUGUCAAAUCAAUACGGAUCCAAUGAAAAGUCAAGUGGGCUAUUUGGAUGUGGUCGUGCCCCCAGACAUUUUAGAUUAUCCGACCAGCACUGAUAUGGUAAUACGUGAGGGUUCAAAUGUUACAUUGAAAUGUGCUGCGACGGGCUCACCCACACCAACGAUAACGUGGCGGCGCGAGGGUGGUGAACCGAUACCAAUACCAAACGGCACCGAAGUAAUGAGUUAUAAUGGUUCAUUUUUAACUAUCGCCAAAGUGAAUCGGUUAAAUAUGGGCGCCUAUCUGUGCAUAGCUUCGAAUGGUAUACCACCAACGGUCAGCAAACGCGUCAUGUUGAUUGUGCAUUUUCCCCCAAUGAUUUGGAUACAAAAUCAAUUAGUUGGAGCAGCAAUUGGGCAAAAUAUUACAUUAGAAUGUCAAUCGGAAGCGUUUCCUAAAUCGAUAAACUAUUGGAUGAAAAAUGACACAAUUAUAGUACCUGGUGAACGCUUCAUACCGGAAACGUAUGAGAAUGGAUAUAAAAUAACAAUGCGUUUGACCAUAAACGAGGUGGAAGUACAUGAUUUCGGUUCAUAUCGUUGUGUGGCAAAGAAUUCUCUCGGCGAUACCGAUGGUACAAUUAAAUUAUAUCAUAUACCACAAACGACAACUGUCACCACUUUGGCACCCACAGUAUCAACAACAACAGCACCUAUGUCUCAGCAAAAGUACCAUAAAGAACAACGUUACAAUUUUCAACAAAAUAAUAAAAAUAACCAAAAUAAUAAUAAUAAUAAUAACAACAACAACAACAGCAACUACAAUCACAAAUUGCAACGUACAAAAUCAAGAAUGGAAUUACCGCAACAACAACAACAGCAUCAACUUCAUCAAGCAAUCCAACAACAAACUGCCAUGAAUAAUGUAUACGUGGGUGCAACAUCGAGCUUAUGGAAUACACAACAACAACAGGAUCAUUACGUACUAAGAGAACAACAUUACAAUCGGCAAGGUCCUGAUUUCACUAAUUAUCAUAAUAAUAUUGAUCAUAAGACACCCCUACAACAUGAUGCCAAUUCAUUGACUCUGGAUAAUGAAGUCAUGCAUAAUGAUGCUGGCGCUGCUACAACUACGGCUGUAGAUGUAACCAUUACUGCUGCUUUAGCUGCCAGCUCGUUAAUAACGUUCAUUAUGAGCAACGUUUCACUGAAGCAUUUUCUGUUAAUAUUAUUAAGAGUUUCUUUUCCUUCUGUAGUAUAGCAAUUUAUAAGGAUUUCAUUUAAAGUAGAUUAAAUGUUUUUAUUUUUUUUCGUUUCAUUUUUUUUUUUUUUUUUUUUUAAAAAAAUUUU
Messenger RNA from Glossina fuscipes, 2665 nucleotides. It is a transcript of the gene DIP-theta, whose product is annotated as neurotrimin. Lineage: Eukaryota; Metazoa; Arthropoda; Insecta; Diptera; Glossinidae. Gene Ontology annotation, cellular component: neuron projection. The record is from RefSeq and is a predicted model, not a curated record. Bases 597 to 2576 code for a protein of 659 amino acids. The transcript has 12 exons.